AGAGUUUAAUUAUGUGGGAUUUCCUCCUUUGUCUUCAGCUUCUUCAUAGAUCACACAUGAUGCAUGAGAGCCAUUCCUUUGUGUAGAAAUCUCAGGGAAGUUGGAUAGGCAGAAGAGAGGAUCUCUUCAUUGUUCAGGAUCAAAAUGUAUAGGCCAGCACGGGUGCCCUCAACCUCAAGAUUCCUGAAUCCGUAUGUAGUGUGUUUUGUUGUUGUGGCGGGGGUGGUAAUCUUGGCGGUAACCGUAGCUCUACUCAUCCACUUUUUAGCUUUUGAUCAAAAGUCUUACUUUUACCAUAGCAGCUUUAAAAUCCUAAAUGUCAAAUAUAGUAAUCAGUUAAAUUCACCAGGUACACAGGAAUAUAGGGCUUUGAGUGGAAGAAUUGAAUCUAUGAUUACUAAAACGUUCAAAGAAUCAAAUUUAAGAAGUCAGUUCAUCAGAGCUCAUGUUGUCAAACUGAGGCAGGAGGGUAAUGGUGUGAUAGCAGAUGUUGUCAUGAAAUUUAAAUUCACUAGAAAUAACAAUGGAGCAUCAAUGAAAAGCAGAAUUGAGUCUGUUUUACACCAAAUUCUGAAUAACUCUGGAAACUUGGAAAUAAACCCUUCAACUGAGAUAACAUCACUUACUGACCAGGAUACAGUAAAUAUUUUCACUGAAGGCUGUGGGGCCCGUCCAGACCUAAUAACUUUGUCUGAGGAGAGGAUCACAGGAGGCACUCAGGCUGAGGAAGGAGACUGGCCGUGGCAAGUGAGUCUACAGGUGAAUAAGGUUCACCACUGCGGCGGCAUCCUGAUCAGCAACAUGUGGGUCCUGACGGCAGCUCACUGCUUCAGAAGCCAAUCUAAUCCUCGUGUAUGGACUGCCACCUUUGGUGUUUCGAUAACAUUUCCUAAAGAGAGAAGAAGAGUAAGGACUAUUUUAAUCCAUAACAAUUAUAACCCUGCAACUCAUGAAAAUGAUAUUGCAGCUAUCCAACUUGAUGGAGGCAUCAAUUUUACCAAAGAUAUCCAUAGGGUGUGUCUCCCAGAGGCUACCCAGAAUAUUCCACCUGGUUCUUCUGCUUAUGUGACAGGAUGGGGAUCUUCAGAAUUUGGUGGUAACACGGUUUCAGAUCUCCGGCAAGCACGGGUCAGAAUAAUAAGUAAUGACGUAUGUAAUGCACCAGUUAGUUAUUAUGGGGCCGUCUCGCCUGGAAUGCUAUGUGCGGGUCUACCUCAAGGUGGAGUGGAUGCAUGCCGGGGGGACUCUGGUGGCCCACUCGUUCAAGAGGACUCACGGCGGCUUUGGUUCCUCGUGGGGAUAGUAAGCUGGGGAGAUCAGUGCGGUCUGCCAGACAAGCCGGGAGUGUAUACCCGAGUGACAGCCUAUCGUGACUGGAUAACCGAAAAAACUGGGGUCUAGCGCCACGAAUGCCUCUCUGUGGCAAGGUCUGUGUGCCGGCGUAUAUCUAAAAUUCCAACCAACUGAGCCACCCAGGCGUCUAAAAUUCCAAAACUUUCCUUUUCAGGAGGAGAAGAGCCUAAAAGUGCCCUGUUUUAAUAUCCUGUUCCAUAAUAGGGUUUCACAAACACUAUCUCUUCUUUAUUACACGGAUCCUAUGUUUUCUCAAGAACGCUGUAUGAAUAUUGCCUUGUAUUGUGGCCAUGGGGCAGGGGAAACACGUAAGCUAGGGACAGAGGUAACAGUUUUACCGCAGUUGUGAUAAGAGACAGUAAUGAGAAAAACAGGUACCCGGAGAGUAGUCUUCAGAGGAAUCUGGAUAAAUCUGCAGGGUCAGAGGAGUCUUCUCGAAAAAGUCUCACUGAAACCGGGCAAAGUAUAGAAAUUCGCAAAGGAAGAAGGGGCAGUACGUAACAUUCAAGACAGAAGGAAUAGCACAAGGCAAGAAAAAUAGUAUUUAUUUGAAAUUUCUGGUUAUGCAAUACUUUAUAAGUAGUAUUAGUCUGAGAAUUAAAUAUGUGGAGUCACUGUACAAUCCUGCAGCAAUCUUAAUUAUCC
Molecule: messenger RNA, 1998 nt
Organism: Neogale vison (American mink)
Lineage: Eukaryota; Metazoa; Chordata; Mammalia; Carnivora; Mustelidae
Product: transmembrane protease serine 11D-like
Exons: 10
Coding region: 145-1401 (418 amino acids)
Biological process (GO): proteolysis
Cellular component (GO): extracellular region; plasma membrane
Molecular function (GO): serine-type endopeptidase activity
Source: RefSeq, a predicted model, not a curated record